GAUGUUUGCGGUCUUGUUGUUUGUUGCUUUUUGCUUGGUUUUGUUUAGGAGUCAUUCUUUACCGUUGGAAGUCAUUCAAAUUAUUUUAAAUUUAAUUGUAAAGAAACUGCCAAGAACUUCGAUAAUGUCUGAUCAAUAUGACAUUUUCGAUAAUUUAAACAGUUACCUGAAUGCGGACGACGAUGUUGACUUCGCGGAAGAUGAACUGGAAGCCGAAUGUAGGAAUCUGGACGACCAGGUGCCCGAUCCGGACGAGAUUCCUCCGCCGAUAAAACAGAAACGUGCCGCCAAAGGCACACAGGUAACGACGGCAAAACCAGAACCGGCCCCAGUUCCCCGCCGAAGAAGUCAACGGUUAACCGCUGCUGCAACAGAAGCCGAAUCGACCGAUGAUGAGGGGCUAUCCAGUGGUUCUACAACGUCACUUCUCGGCCCAUCGAGCUCACACUCGUCGUUAAAAAGCCAACCUUCCGAGGUGCGUUCGGUCGACUUGUCCGGUGAUGAUUUGGAUGAACAACUGAAAGAAGUUCAGAGACAAUAUGACUUAAUCUUCAACAAUCCUGCUUGUACUGGACAGGACAAGCGUUAUUUUGCCGGUUUGAAAAGACGCUUCCAGACAAUGCUCAAACGGAAAAAUUCUCCUCGUGGUAGGAGUGCAACGUUUAUGCAAGAUUUCGAAUCGUUGAAGGAGACUCUCUAUAAUAUUUGUAUAAAUUGGAACCUGAUGGCCGCUCGAUCGGUUGCUUCCCGUUCCACGUCCAACGGCAGUAUUGGCGAUGGGCGGUCAACACGUCGAGCAAGACGGCAACAGCAACUCGAGGUGAUCAACCUAGUGGACAGUCCGGCAUUGAUUCUCCCGGGAACGAUCAAUUUGGACUCCGAUGAGGAUGAUGUCGCGCCUGCCGCUAGCAACAGAAGUGCGAAUCUUUCGUUUGACUCGGAAAACUAUGAGGUUUCGCUGAAGAUCAAGUGGGAGGGCAAAAUCGAACGCUUCAGUCACCGGAAGUUUCAAAAGUUCGGAGAUUUGAUAGCCGUGCUGGCCGAGAGGGCGGGUGCCGAUCCUAGUCAUGUAGUUCUGGAUUUGGAUGAACGCAUCAUUGAACCGGACGAUACGCCGGAUUCGAUCGGGUAUCGAAUAUCACAAUUUAUAGCUGGUCGAGUGGUGCGAGGAGAACUGGCCGAGGUGUUUGCCAAGAAGAAAAAGUCCAAUGCCACAGGACUAACGUCCAAAGCCCAAAGACCCAAGGAUGCCAACGAGAUAGCUCUUAAAGUUCAGUCGGACCGUUGGAAGAAACCCUUGGAGGUGAAAAUCCGAAAGGAUAAUAAAAUGAUGAUUUUGAUUAUCAAAUGCGCCGAAGAGCUGAAGUGCCAACCGGGGGAUAUAAAGCUGUCGUUUGAUGGAGACCCAGUCGCAUUGGAUUCCACGCCGGUUGAUCUUGAGCUGGAGGGCGGUGAAAUACUGGAUCUGCGUUUCCUAAAGGGAUGAUCGUCGAGUUGUUUGUUAUGCGUAUUUAUUUAAGCAUUUCCUAUGAAUGAUGUGAACUGAAAAUGCAUUUUCAUGUUACUUACCUUUAAGCUUUUGUUUAAUAAUUCAGCUACCUGUAUUUUGAACA
This is a messenger RNA of Aedes aegypti (yellow fever mosquito), 1613 nucleotides long. RefSeq lists its product as uncharacterized. The transcript is spliced from 5 exons. The coding region runs from base 2 to 1486 and encodes 494 amino acids. Gene Ontology annotation, biological process: positive regulation of transcription by RNA polymerase II; cytokine production. The record is from RefSeq and is a predicted model, not a curated record. Lineage: Eukaryota; Metazoa; Arthropoda; Insecta; Diptera; Culicidae.